GAUCACGCAAGGGAAGCCGACGAGCGACGAGGGUAUAUCUCUGACGCUAUUCUCAAUUCCCAAAAUGGCUUCCACGCUCUUUUAUUCCACCCUCGCUACUCCCACCAGAGCUUCCUUCGUCUUCGCAUCUUCGCUGCGUCGGCAUCGCCGUCUUCCUCUGCUUGGCGCGUUCUGCAUCUUCAGCUUCGGCAUCUCUUCCCCUCUGCAUUCCUCCGCCUCCAAAACGGGGUGUGCUCAAUCUCUCCCCAUUUUCCCUUUCUUACAAUUAAGGUUCCGUGGGCACUCCGCUGCCACUAGCGUUGGUACCAAGGCGAUGGAAGAAAAAACCGCUACUGUUCCCAGCAUUGUUGUCUAUGUCACUGUUCCCAGCAAAGACGCAGGCAAGAAGCUGGCCGAAAGCAUCGUGAGAGAGAGACUUGCAGCUUGUGUAAAUAGGGUUCCGGGUGUCGAAUCAGUGUAUGAAUGGAAAGGAGAGAUCCAAGCUGAUUCGGAGGAACUUCUUAUAAUCAAGACCAGGGAGUCUCUUUUGGAAGCACUGACGGAGCAUGUCAAAGCAAACCACGAAUAUGAAGUGCCAGAAGUGAUCUCUCUACCCAUCACCGGGGGCAAUCUUAAAUACCUAGAAUGGAUUAAAGACAGUACAAGGGAGUGACUGCCAAAUUUAGCCAUAGGUUUGUCGAUUUGAUCACAGGAGCCACCCUUGUCUGCAAAAAUAAGCUAGCAUGUUUCACCAAAAGAAGAAGAAGAAAGAAAUAAAGGUUCGCAUGUCGUCCGUUCAACUUUGUGAUGAGAAUUGAGCACUGUCAAUUUAUGAUAAGGUGGGAUCGAUGUACUAUACGGAAUACUGCUGGUUGUUACUAGUCUCUAGACUGAAUGUUUUAUUAUGAGUAGACAUUUCGUGAUUUCACGUCA
Messenger RNA from Prosopis cineraria, 912 nucleotides. RefSeq names its product protein CutA, chloroplastic-like. The record is from RefSeq and is a predicted model, not a curated record. The coding region runs from base 65 to 652 and encodes 195 amino acids. Gene Ontology annotation, biological process: response to metal ion. Gene Ontology annotation, molecular function: copper ion binding. The transcript is spliced from 6 exons. NCBI's taxonomy places the organism in Eukaryota, Viridiplantae, Streptophyta, Magnoliopsida, Fabales, Fabaceae.